This is a messenger RNA of Linum tenue, 767 nucleotides long. The record is from the annotation of a GenBank genome assembly. NCBI's taxonomy places the organism in Eukaryota, Viridiplantae, Streptophyta, Magnoliopsida, Malpighiales, Linaceae.
CCCGUAUAUAACAGCUCGGAAACUCCGGUUGAAUUGCUUUACUCUCAGCGAGGGCUGAAUCAGUUCCAGAAGAAGAGGAGCCCAACUUGACGAAACAAAAUGCAGCCGAAGCAGAUUCAUGAGAUCAAGGACUUCCUUCUCACGGCGAGAAGGAAGGAUGCACGCUCUGUCAAGAUCAAGAGGAGCAAAGAUGUAGUCAAGUUCAAGGUCCGCUGCUCAAAGUACCUCUACACCCUAUGUGUGUUUGACAACGAGAAGGCCGAUAAGCUGAAGCAAUCUCUUCCCCCAGGUUUGAGCGUGCAAGACCUUUGAAGAGAUGGACUUGGUGCAGUUUUUUUAGAGAGGUUUUGAUACUUUUUGUUGCUCUACGGAAUGACAUUGUGGUUCUCAUGGUUUUGUUCGAUCACUCUUUUGGAGUUGAACUUGAAAGUGCAGAGCUAUGUACCGAUUAUGUUGCGUGGACUUAGUGCUAGUCAUGCAGGUUGCAGUACUGCCGCAGUCGUUAAAACUUGAAAGUAAUCUAUUCUCCUAUUUAUUUUAGACGGGAUGAAUGUUGAUUCUCUACCGCCGAGAAAGCGUUUGUUAAUCAGAACGAAAAUACUUGUUUUCGGGGCUUUAAGGUUUCUCAAUUCACAGCAGCUGCUGCUGCUUAAGGACUCUUGACCUGUAACAGCCAGCAACUGACUUUUCACGAGAGCGGUGUAUGUAUGUAUGUGGCCAUUGUUACUUUGCUAGCAAAUACCGACAUUACAGUUUCCAGCCGAGCC